Tetrahymena thermophila SB210 is the source of this 1485-nucleotide messenger RNA. RefSeq lists its product as hypothetical. NCBI's taxonomy places the organism in Eukaryota, Ciliophora, Oligohymenophorea, Hymenostomatida, Tetrahymenidae. The record is from RefSeq and is a predicted model, not a curated record. The transcript has a single exon.
AUGGAAAUUGAGGAAUAGCACUACUUUUAAAAUCAUUAAAUUUAAUAUCAGCCAUCUCAUUAUGAGAUGUAAAUAGAGACACCUUAAUAAUAAAUAGUAAAUAUGAAUGAAUAACAUAAUUACCAAGUGUCAAGUGAAGGGCAAGAAAAUUGUAAAUUAUAGGAAAGUUAAAAUUUGAUAAAUUGCAACGCUUCAAAUUCUACAUUAAAUGUUUUAAAGUAAAAAGAAAUAGCCUAAAAAAAUAAAGAUUCACUUUCUGUCUACUCUUUAAAUUCUUCAUCAUCUUCUUCUUCCUCCUCUGUUAAAAAGCGCAAACCUUCAAACAAUUUCGAUAUCGAAUCAGCUCUUUCUUAAAAUUCUUCUGGAGAUUACUCUAGAUAAGUGGAUUACAAGCUUCAACCAAUUUAUAAAUAGCUGUUUCCUAAUUCAUUUGUGCAUAUUUUUGGUGAUAUGGUUAUCCACACUGAUAUUAACAACUUAGAAGAUUACAUUGGAAUUAAUUCACCUUUUAAUUACAUAAAAAAAAUAUAAUAAAUUUAAUAUAAAAAAGCAAAUUAAACACUUGAGGUUUUGCUUGAUAAAACGAAUACCACAUUUAUAGACUACGACCACCUUAUUUAACUUUUUUCCAAUUAUCCUGAAAAAACAAUCCACGAGCUAGGUAAAAACCUUGAAAGAUACAAAUGCUACUCAAUAAAAUAAUAAAAAAUGGUCUAGAUAUGCUCUUAGUAAGAAGGUUAUGCUGAAUUUACACGUUUGAAAUAAGUGAAAUUUGAGAGAUUUAAGUAGAAAGCUAUGGAAAUAGUAGACUAAUAUAAAAAUGAAUACAUAUGUUAUAUUAUGUUUCAAAGAAAUUAUGAUACUGGAGGAGCUGAAAUGAGAAUAGUAGGUUUGAAUGAAAAGCUCAUUUCUCUUCUUGGCACUAGUGUUAAUGAUUUUGAAGAGCUAACAAGGAGAGUUGGAAUGUAUUGCUUCUAAAAUAAAUACAUUUAUAAUUACAUACUAAGUAAAUAUAUUGAAUAAAUGGGAGAAACUUUAAGAAAGUCUCAUGAAUUUAGACAGGCUGAAAAUAUUUAAUUAAAUAGAGGAGUCGAAAAAGCUUUCUCGUUGGAAUAUUAAACUUCAAUGUUAACUAUUGACGAUUUUAUGGUUGAUUCUACAAUUAGAUUAGAGACUUAUGUAGAUUGUACAGAUGAAGAUUCUGACAUAGCUCAUGAUUUGUUAAAAUUCAGAGACAUGCUCCACAUUUUUAGAAUUAAUAUAACAGAUGAAACCAUAAACACAUUAAGAAUAUAAAGAUUAGGCUAAACACCAAAUUAUAAAGAUAUAAUCUAAAAAGAGUCUCUCUACUAUGAGCUAGAAGCAUCCAUAUUUUUAGAAAAAUUCUAUGGACCUAAAAGAGAGACUUAAGAAGAUAUAAAAAAGAAAGAAGAACUUGAAAUAAUCCAAAAAUAAAAAACUUGUGGCUUCCGUCAAAUAAGUUGA